AUGUCUUCAACUUUGACAUUGCCCGAUAUCUUGAAGCUAUUGGAAGAUGUAUCGAGUUCCGAGGAAGAAAACCAAGUUGAGGAGGUAGCAUCACGUGUCCAGGACGACGGUCAAUCUGAAGAAGAGAGCCUAAGUGAUAUUACUAUGGACUCUGACAGCCCCGAUGACCACGAUGAUCAUGAGGACCAAGACGGCCACGAGGACCCCGAAGACCACGACAGCCCCGAAGACCCUGAAUCUCCCCCAGCAACGGCUGUCUGCUCAAGAUGCCGUGCCACAAAGCCUCUGAGUGAGUUUAUGGAGAACGAAAAACAGUUCAAGUCAUGUGUACCUUGCCUGGAGACCUGUCGCCGUUAUGCCCGGCGAACCACCCGUCGUCCAACUCGGCGCACAACUCGGCGCAGAACUCCAAGUGCAGCUCGGCGUACAGCUGGGCGUACAACCAAUGCCCGAAGUGGCUCACAGCGUCGACCUGGAAACAAUGGGGAUAUUCCUCCCACCGCAGAUGACCCAGCAUCCCACCCAUCAACUUUCGCCUGCUCGAAGUGCCGUUUCCGAAAGCCUUCCAGCGAGUUUUGGGAGAAUGGGAAACUGUUCAAGACAUGUGCGGGGUGCAGAGAAUCGAAUCGCCGUUACGCGGCCCGGCUAGCUGCUCGGUGA
This is a messenger RNA of Penicillium malachiteum, 660 nucleotides long. RefSeq lists its product as uncharacterized. Lineage: Eukaryota; Fungi; Ascomycota; Eurotiomycetes; Eurotiales; Aspergillaceae. The record is from RefSeq and is a predicted model, not a curated record. The transcript is spliced from 3 exons. Bases 1 to 660 code for a protein of 219 amino acids.